GUUUUGUUCAACGUUGAACGGUGCGAAGUAUUUUAGUUUGCGAUAUCAUGCGAUGAAAAUGGCAACAAUGAGGAUUCUAAGUUAUUUGAUGGUGCUAGUUCUACUUGCGCAAGCAAGUUCUGCCCUGUAUUUUCACAUCUUGGAGACAUCACACCCGAAAUGCUUCAUCGAGGAAAUUCCGGAUGAGACUUUGGUUGUUGGCAAGUAUAAAACCCAGGCAUGGGACGACGCCAGCAACACGUUUCUUCCGUCCAGCCCUGGAAUCGGAAUGCAUGUAGUGGUCACGGACCCAUCGCAGAAAACUCUCAUGUCCAAGUUUUAUUCAUCUGAAGGAAAAUUCUCCUUCACAUCUCAUUCACCUGGCGAGCACACGAUUUGUCUGCAGACGAACUCAACGAAGUGGACGAGUGGAAAGAAACUGCGAGUACACUUGGAUAUUGAGGUUGGAGAGCAGGCUGUCGAUUAUGCACAAGUAGCUGCCAGGGAAAAGCUCACCGAGUUGCAGCUGCGUGUACGCCAGCUGCUUGAUCAGGUAGAGCAGAUCAGCAAGGAACAAAACUACCAAAGGUUCCGUGAGGAGCAGUUCCGCAGCACUAGCGAAAGCACUAACUCCCGUGUCCUGUGGUGGUCUCUUGCCCAAACAGCCAUUCUCCUUGUCCUCGGCUACUGGCAAAUGCGUCAUUUGCGAGGAUUCUUCGAGGCUAAGAAGCUUGUCUAGGUACACAAGGAAUAACUAUUCUGCUGCGUACUCUGUGAACUUUCACCGAUUAUUAUUUCACGGCUUGUUCACCUUCUUGAUCUGUACCCUGCUGGGUGGUUCUGUAAAAAAAAAGGGUUUCGUAACAGUUGUUGUUGGGGAGGAUGCAUGCCAAUGGCUGCAACUGUACAUAAUGAAUUUGUUGCUCUUCAUCUCAUAGAUAUCAUUGUUACACUGCUGCCACUUCUUUCAGUGGGCUCAAUGCUGUUUGCCUAUUCGUGGUUUUCGGGCACUUUGCUAUCUCGCCCACGCUAUGCAUGUACGUUUUUUUUAGAAGAGGAUUAUCAUGCACCCUCUCA
Messenger RNA from Sycon ciliatum, 1056 nucleotides. RefSeq names its product transmembrane emp24 domain-containing protein eca-like. Gene Ontology annotation, cellular component: Golgi apparatus; COPII-coated ER to Golgi transport vesicle; endoplasmic reticulum-Golgi intermediate compartment. The record is from RefSeq and is a predicted model, not a curated record. Bases 53 to 718 code for a protein of 221 amino acids. The transcript is spliced from 4 exons. Gene Ontology annotation, biological process: Golgi organization; endoplasmic reticulum to Golgi vesicle-mediated transport; intracellular protein transport. NCBI's taxonomy places the organism in Eukaryota, Metazoa, Porifera, Calcarea, Leucosolenida, Sycettidae.